AAAAACAGGUGCAAGCCUUUUGCUUGCCUCUUGCUUUGAGCCAAUAAGAGUCCAACGAAUGUCACGUCACUGUCACUAGAAUAAAGUGGUGUGAUAUGUGACGGAAUUCAGAUCGAUUGAACUUUGCACAACUCUAUAGUCACACACGGAAACCACGCUGCUUUUUCACUCUCUCUCAAAGAUAAGGCGACAGUCGUUGCCCGCUCAGUGUUUGAUGAAUAUCCGUAAUCAAUUUACCGGUAUACUACUUGUAAACUGUGAUUUUCAUUUUUUAUAGACAAUAGACUUUGAACGGUAUUUCAUCACUCAAAGUUCGUUCAUUCAUUGUACAAAAUUCUAGGUGUGCUAAGCGUCUAAAAAAAAGUGAGAUACUUUAAGUGCAUAUACACAUCACCUCCAAAGCAAGAGUCGUUAAAUAAAUCAAGAUUCGACAAUGAUUCUUGAUUGUCUUAAAAGCAGCCAAGACGAUAAACAUAUAUAUAUAGUUAAUAUCUGCAAGUGUAAAGCCGAUUUUAGGCAUGGUGUCAAAAUGGACUUUUGUAAUCUUUGGAUUUCUUUUUCACGUCUCAGUCUCCGAAAGAAACGAUUUAAAAUCAAUAAUCGAUUGGAGUGCUUUAGAAUAUGAAGAUUCUUGUAUUCAAAUUGCCAAUUCUACGUGGGAUUUUUUAAAACAUCCUACGAAACAAACUCUUCACCUUUGGGAAGAGGCACUAUUCGAAAACAACUUUGUAAAAGAACACGAAAAAAAUGAAACGGCAGAAUUCAUUAACGAGAAGAGGCAUAAUUUUCAUACGCAAAUGAAAUUAUUACAAAAACCAGGCGACGCAAUAAUAAACAAAGAAAAUUGGAAAAAUUUCAGUCAUUUUAUUGCAACUGCAGAAUUAAUGAGAAACAAAGUUGAAAUUUCAGGCAAAUUAUCGCGAGAAGUUGCGGAAAAUUUAUUGUCACGCAGCGGAGAAGCAAAAGAAAAAUUAGAUGUCUGGUCUAGUUGGCACAAUCAUUUGGCACCUUUGCAAACAAAUUUUUCGAAAAUUUUACCUCUUGUCAAUGAAGCAGCUCAAAUUAAUAAUGAAACAAAUGCUCAAACUUACUGGGAGUUGUUAUCCGCAUAUCCUGAUGGUUAUGAUGAUUUGAAAUCCUAUUGGGAUGAAAUUUCCAAUCUACACAAGUCUCUCGUCAAUUUGGUGUCUGAUCGCUUAUCUGCAAAGUACAAAAUUUCGUUAAAUAAAUCCGUUCCUACACAUUUGUUAGGUUCGUUACAAGGCAAUGAUUGGACAAAUCUCAUGACAGACAUCAUUCCUCACACUGAUCAAAUUUUCAGAAUAAAAGGAAACAUGUGGAAAAAGAAUUUAUAUGGAGAAAAUUUGUAUAAAGUUGCAUCGCAAUUGGGCGUAUCAAUGUUAAAAAUUUCACCAGAGGCAAAUUUUUGGGAAAACAGUGAAUUCAACAGGACAUGUCCGACAAGAAUCGUUAACUUUUGUCGAGAGGGAAGAAUGAGAGUUUUUACUUGCUAUGAAGCGUCUCUUUCAAAUUACAUAAUGGCCCAUAAAAACGUGGGGAAAAUUCUAUUCAAUCAAUUGGCGUCUAGAUCAUCGAAUCCAAUUUUCGAGAUUUCCAAUCGAUUUUCCGUUUUAGAGGAAAGUUUCGCCGAGUAUUUUGGUUUAAUGUCAAUGAGUCCAAUUUGGUUGCAAACAACUGGAUUGGUGGAAAAAGAAAUUUGGGAGUCGAAUGAAGAUUUAGCCGAAAACUUGAGAAUAGUUUCGAUGUUAAAUAUUUUACCUCGAUUGGCCUACUAUGUCUCGGCAGACUUUUGGCGAUUGAAAGUUUUAAAAGAAAAUAUCACCGAUACAAAGGAACUCGCAUUGUCAUGGUGGAAACAUAGAUUAGAAUACGAGAUUGUAACAACGAAUCAAGAGGAAAUUCCAUCAUUUUUAGAUGAUGAAUUUAUCACGAGCAACAAACCUUAUCUUUCAAAAUUUAUUGGGACUCUUCUCGCUUUCCAAUUGUACAACCAAUUUCAUUCAGGCCUGGAAUUAAAAUUUACUCCAAUUAGUGUCAAUCAUCUUUUUGCAAAAAUUGCCGUCAACUCUAGUCAAGAAAAUUGGUUAGAAUCGUUAAUAAAUUUAACCGAAAAUGAAAUCGACGAAGUCUCAACGUAUUCAUUAACGUCGUAUUUUUCAUUUUUCGAUAAUUUUCUAAAGGAGCAAGGCAAUAUCAAUUUUCCAUUACCGAUAAACAAACAGAGUGAUUUUGAAAAACAAGAGGCAGAGUAUCGAGAAAAAAUUCUUACUCCAACGACGACAACAACAACAACGACUACAACAACAACCACUACAACCACAACCGCAAAAACAAUUACAAAGAAAGGAAAGAAGGCUGCUUCUCUGAAAAUAUCCACAGAAUCAGAAAUUCCACCUACAGAGGCUACGAAAGCAAAAAUUUACAAUUUAGAAAUUCUCGAUGAUACGGAGAAAAAAGAUGAAAACAAACCAAAGCCAACAAAUAAAGCCGUUUAUGCGGUGGGCGCCGUUCUCGUGGCGACAAUAUUAGUUUGUAUUAUUGCCAUUUUCGGCAGGAGAAGAUGCACAAAAACACCAAAGAAUCGAAGAUACGUUUAACGUUUAGAAAAAAAAGACAAAAACUUUUUCCAUUCAGGACAAAAAAAUUAUUUAUUGAUAAUAUUUUCCAUCGGAAAUACGUCACUAUUUAAACUCUUCUUUACGUUUUUAUUUCAAUGAGUAGUUGACAAUUGGUUUCAUUUAAUUUACUUUCAUUUGCUAUAAGCAAAUGAAAUUUUAAAAUUAAUAUUUAAUUAUUACCAUCAAUUUUGAU
Messenger RNA from Leptopilina heterotoma, 2832 nucleotides. RefSeq names its product angiotensin-converting enzyme 2-like. Gene Ontology annotation, cellular component: plasma membrane. Gene Ontology annotation, molecular function: metallopeptidase activity; peptidyl-dipeptidase activity. Gene Ontology annotation, biological process: proteolysis. The transcript is spliced from 14 exons. Lineage: Eukaryota; Metazoa; Arthropoda; Insecta; Hymenoptera; Figitidae. Bases 519 to 2618 code for a protein of 699 amino acids. The record is from RefSeq and is a predicted model, not a curated record.